Messenger RNA from Macrosiphum euphorbiae (potato aphid), 1620 nucleotides. The record is from the annotation of a GenBank genome assembly. NCBI's taxonomy places the organism in Eukaryota, Metazoa, Arthropoda, Insecta, Hemiptera, Aphididae.
AUGGAUUCUACUGAAAGUAUCCAUGCUGUCGAUCCAGGGUUUUAUCAUCAUUUUGGUUUAGGUUUGGCUCUAAAACAACAUUUUAAGUAUAGUCCAAUAGAUAAUAUUGAAGUCAUUAAAGUAGUGAUUGGAAUUGACGGAUUACCCUUAGCCAAAAGUAGUAGUAGUCAAUUAUGGCCUAUUCUUGGUUAUGUACGCCCACUAAAGAAUAAAGUUUUUCCUAUCGGCAUAUAUUGGGGUUAUGAAAAACCAAAAGAUUCAAAUGAAUUUUUAAGAAAAUUUGUCGAUGAAUCCAAAAUAUUGACCAAUUGUGGUAUAACUAUUGAUGGUAUUACUAAACAAGUUCAAAUAGACGGUUUUAGCUUAGAUGCUCCAGCAAAAAGUUUUAUUUUAAAGAUAAAGGGACAUUCUGGAUUUGAUUCUUGUACCCGCUGUACAGUAGAAGGGGAGUACUUAAAAAACAGAACUUGUUUUCCUUAUUCUUCUACUAUGAUAAAACGUUCUCACAUUGAUUAUAUUAAUAGAAACUAUGAAGAACAUCAUGUUGAAAAUUCAAUUUCUAUAUUGGAAGAAUUGCCUAUUAAUAUUAUUAGCUCAUUUGGUCUCGAUUACAUGCAUUUGACCUGUCUUGGUAUUAUGCGCAAAUUAUUACAUUUAUGGGUUGCCAAAGGUCCUUUAAAUGUAAGAUUACCAAGCUCAGUAUCCAAGCAAUUAUCUUCAUCACUUUUGUCAUUAAGACCCUUCAUACCAUGUGAAUUUUCCCGAAAACCAAGAGGAUUAAAUGAUUUAAAUCGAUUCAAAGCUACCGAAUUACGACAAAUAUUAGUUUAUACGGGUCAAGUUGUUUUUAAAAAUAUUUUAAAUAACAAUUGCUAUAAACACUUUAUGGCAUUAAGUAUAGCUAUGAAUAUUUUAUUAACUAGCAACAUGGGCAACUAUGUAAAAUAUGCUCAAAAUUUAUUAUACUACUUUGUUCAAACUUUUGAAACUUUAUAUGGAAAACAUUUUAUGUCUUUUAAUGUUCAUGGGCUAGUUCAUAUUAGUGAUGACUAUGAAAGAUUUGGACCUUUAGAUAAUAUUGCAGCUUUUCCAUUCGAGAAUUAUUUAAAAAGUUUAAAAAAAAUGAUACGUAAACACGACAAACCACUUCAACAAAUUAUAAGGCGAUGUAAUGAAAGACAUUUUAUUGAAGGAAAAACAUCUGAACAACAUUUGAAAAACUGUGAACAAUUAAAACAUAAACACACUGAUGGACCACUUUUAGAAAAUCUUAUAGGAUUUCAAUAUAAAAAGUUAUACUUAAAAAAUAUUAAAAUUAAAGUUGGAAACAAUGCUGACUCGUUUAUAUUAAAUGAUUCUAAUGAUAUAAUAAAAGUUGAAAAUAUAGUAAGCUUACAUAAGACAAAUGAAAUUGUUAUUAUUGGAAAAGUAUUUGAAAUUAAAAAACCUUUUUAUGAAAAGCCUAUUCCAUCAAUUGUAUUAAACAUUUAUGAAGUUAAUAACCUGUCGCUAACUCAUAAAUACUGGUCUUAUAAUUGUAUUAAAAAUAAAAUGAUGUUAUUGGAAUUGAAUGGACAAAAGAUAGCCAUUCCAAUUAUUCAUGAUAUUGAUGGACAGUAA